ACAAGCUCACAGUUUUCAUUUCAUAAAUCAGAAUUCAACGCACUACCUCAUCUACUAGCCUUUUAUUAUCAGUUUCUGGAAAGUUUCGGGUUUUACCAGCCAAAAGACCUUCAUCGUAGGCAAGCGAUAUCGCAGAUUUCCACUAUCAACUAUUCGUUGUACUUCAAGCUGAGCGGCAAAGGAACUGGUGGUUUCCCCAGCAUUACAAGGAUGAACCAGGACGGCCUUUAUCAACCUAUCGACUAUGAUGGGGAUUCAUCGAGCGACAUCAGUGGCAGCAUCUCCGUCCUGUUAUCGGAUCCGGACAUCACCACACCACCACGAUGCAGCCCCACUGGGAGUGGAAUACCAUCGCUGAAGGAUGAAGAUGAUGAUCAGUUAAGAAGCCCGGUUCAGAUGUCACCGAUAGAAAACUCCUGCGCCGAAGUUUUCAGCGAGGGAAUCACACUGACUGUAGAGCGGUUGGCGAGGCUGAGCGUCGAGGACGACGUCACACCUGGAACGGUCUCGGAUCACUGGUCGGUAACAUCCUGGGUGCGCUCCCAAAUCAAGCCACACUUCACUUCACCGACAGCCCUCGGAAGACAGCCAGGGACAGCCACAUCAGAGGCCGAAGACACGGAAUGGGGACUGGAGGAUUUUCGGGAAUUUUCCGGUGCAGAGGAGGCUCUGAGUGAGGACCUCUGGGUCGUAGCUCCUCCAGCAUGGCAAGUCGACACGCCUGACCGCCGCCUACCCCCGACCCUAGUCCAGUUUGUUCUCCAGCAUGAACGUACCAGAGUCCGCUUCUUAAGACGCGAAUGGGGUCACCGGUUCCGAAUCACCAUCUCGGGGCAGCGAGCCGUCACUAUUUCCAAGUGCUACCAAAAAGAAUAGGGGUGGGAGAAAGCAAAAAACAAGCGCCCAACACAUUUAUCGUCUACAUCAUCUCAGUAGCCCAGGUGGCCAAAAAAAAUAUAUAAUAUAGGA
Messenger RNA from Drosophila biarmipes, 969 nucleotides. RefSeq lists its product as uncharacterized. Bases 211 to 876 code for a protein of 221 amino acids. The record is from RefSeq and is a predicted model, not a curated record. The transcript has 3 exons. Lineage: Eukaryota; Metazoa; Arthropoda; Insecta; Diptera; Drosophilidae.